Trichophyton verrucosum HKI 0517 is the source of this 507-nucleotide messenger RNA. RefSeq lists its product as uncharacterized. The transcript is spliced from 2 exons. The annotation marks the transcript as partial. Lineage: Eukaryota; Fungi; Ascomycota; Eurotiomycetes; Onygenales; Arthrodermataceae. The record is from RefSeq and is a predicted model, not a curated record.
AUGGCGACCAAUACCCUCCUGAUCGAGGGUUCGUUCGAUGAACUCGCUGACGAACUCGCCCGCUACAUUGAUACGAUUCGCAAGAAUGUCUCCGCUGCUUCGGCGACCCCAAGUGCUGAGGUGACGUCUGUGCAUGCUGAGAUUGCGCAGCUGCUCGAAAAACUGAGGGAAAAGGAGCAGAGUGAGGAGGAGUUGACAGAGGAACAGACAAAAGAGAUUCAGAAUGAGAGGACCGAAGUGCUGAAGAAAUUGGUGCUUGCCGCUCCGGUGCUAAAUGGUGCUCCUGAGAAAGAAAUCACCGCUGCAUACAACCUGCUGGUCUACCUGGUCCGUCAAUCAAGCUCGGUAGACAUGUUCUUGCCCAAGAUCUGCGCAUUCCUGGCCAAACCAAUGCCAUCUUCACCGCUGCAUGGACCUUCCAUCGCCUUGUCCAUCCUGGCAACCAUUUUCAAUACCCUGGACGCAGAUGACUCCAGCAGAUACCAUGUAUUCCUUGCCAUCAUGGCC